Rubroshorea leprosula is the source of this 1103-nucleotide messenger RNA. The record is from the annotation of a GenBank genome assembly. Lineage: Eukaryota; Viridiplantae; Streptophyta; Magnoliopsida; Malvales; Dipterocarpaceae.
AAUUCCUUUGAAGAGCCUUGCAAACAGUCACUCACUCUUUCUUCAUUUUCAUCUCUUUCUACUGUAUCCCCAACUUCCGACUCUGCCGAUUUCCGUUCCAGCAACCGUCUCCAAUUCGCCGCCGGAAUAGUGCCACAGCGGUACCAUUUCCCCCUGAGAGACCAUAAUUUGCAGAGGAAGCAUGCUGAGGAUUGGAUUAAGAAAAAAUGUCUUCAUUUCUGGAAUCUUCAACAGGGGAUUUACCUCGGAGACUGUAAGCAAAUUAGAUGGGAAGGUAGCGCUGAUCACCGGAGCAGCUAGCGGCAUCGGCAAGGCUACAGCUGCAAAGUUCAUCAGCAAUGGCGCCAAGGUCGUCAUUGCCGAUAUCCAACGCCAACUCGGUCGGGACACGGCGGCUGAACUUGGCCCAAACGCCACUUUCAUCCCCUGCGAUGUCACCAAAGAAUCUGACGUCUCUGAUGCCGUGGACUUCACCAUCUCCACACAUGACAAGCUUGACAUCAUGUACAACAAUGCUGGAAUUGCCUGCAACACUCCUCCCAGCAUAGUGGAUCUCGAUCUGGCCGUCUUCGACAGAGUCAUGGACAUCAACGUCAGGGGAGUGAUGGCGGGGAUCAAGCACGCUUCCCGCGUGAUGAUCCCGCGUAGAACCGGAUGCAUCCUGUGCACCGGUAGCAUUACGGGGAUAAUGGCCGGAUUAGCACAACACACGUACACUGUUUCUAAAUCUACAGUGAUCGCAAUUGUUAGCUCUGCCGCGGCAGAGCUCUGUCAGUACGGGAUUCGGAUCAAUUGCAUCUCGCCGUUUGCAAUCCCGACUCCAAUGGUUAUGAAUGAGAUGAACCAGAUUUAUUCAGGGCUUAAUGAUGCACGGCUGAGGGAAAUUGUGUAUAAUGCUGGUGCACUCCACGGUGCGAAUUGUGAGCCGGAAGACAUAGCGAAUGCUGCAGUCUAUUUGGCAUCGGACGAUGCCAAAUAUAUCAGUGGGCAUAAUUUGGUUGUAGAUGGAGGAUUUACAAGGUUUAAGAGCUUGGGAUUUCCGGCACCUGAUCAGGUCGCCUGAGACUUCAAUUGUUAAAACAUAAUAAAUUUAUGCAAAACUU